Molecule: messenger RNA, 1661 nt
Organism: Solanum verrucosum
Lineage: Eukaryota; Viridiplantae; Streptophyta; Magnoliopsida; Solanales; Solanaceae
Exons: 3
Coding region: 171-1454 (427 amino acids)
Source: RefSeq, a predicted model, not a curated record
GAAAAAACCUGCUUUAACUUUCGCACUUGUUCACUACUUAUCCUACGCCACUCCGGUCGCCUGAGAAAUGAAGCCGGCGUUGGAGUUGAAAAUAUCUAGGUAUCGAAGGGGAGAGUGAAGUUUGAGAAAAAAUUUAAAGAUUCAACGGGUGAGAUUUUAGGUACUUGAAAAUGGACGGUCAGAAAAGCCAGGCGAAGCUAACGAGGACACAGUCUUCACUUCUCCGGUCUUCUCCAACUAUCCGGUCGUCAAUUCACAGCUUUUCGUCGAUUAAUGAAUUCGGAAUUGACCAUGAACCGGAUAUUGAAGAGCAGAAGCCGCAUAAACCCGGUUCGACUCCGAUUCGUCGGGGUUCGUUUUUCUCGCCGUUCCGAUCGGCUCCGGCGAGGAUAGGUCCGGUUCUGGUAGUUUCGGUGGUUUUAAUGUAUACCCUUUUCGUUUUCUUUAGCAGGGAUGAUAUACCCACGUCAGAGAGUCUCCUGUUAGCUCUGAUUUUCGUAGCGGUUCUGUUGUUCUUCGCUGGGAAGAACAGGGAGUCAAUUCACCAAAGGUAUAAUGUGUUUAGGAACUUGUUUGAUGAAUAUGGGAAACGGUUUGGGUUUCAGAGAACCCACUCGAAACCGGUUCAGUGGUUCAUUGGGGAAACAAAAUUGGGGCAUAAAGAGGGAAAAUCUGAGAAUGAAAACCAGGUCGUGAGGGAAGGAGUUGAGUUUUACAGCAAUGGGGAUAUCUAUGAAGGUGAGUAUCAUAAAGGGAGGUGCAAUGGUAGUGGAGUUUACAACUAUUUUGUGAAGGGAAGAUAUGAAGGUGAUUGGGUUGAUGGGAAGUAUGAUGGGUAUGGGAUAGAGAGUUGGGCUAGAGGUAGUAAAUAUCGAGGACAAUACAGGCAAGGAUUGAGACAUGGCUAUGGUGUUUACAAGUUCUAUACAGGAGAUACCUAUUCUGGUCAAUGGUGUAAUGGUCAAAGCCAUGGUGUUGGCUCACAAUCUUGCUCUGAUGGUAGCUCUUACAUUGGUGAAUUUAAAUGCGCAGUCAAACAUGGCCUUGGCUGUUACCAUUUCAGGAACGGGGAUUGGUAUGCAGGUGAAUAUUUCGGAGAUAAGAUUCAUGGUUUUGGUGUGUAUCAUUUUGCGAACGGGCAUUGCUAUGAAGGGUCAUGGCAUGAAGGUCGGAAGCAAGGUUACGGAAUGUAUACAUUUAGAAAUGGUGACACAAGAUGUGGGGAAUGGGACUCUGGCAAUUUGAAAAUUCCAUCGCCCCCACUAACUGAUGCUGUCCUUCGAGCUGUUCAGGCUGCUAGGAAGGCAGCAGAAAACGCAAUUAAACUACGGAGAGUAGAUGAACAAGUGAAAAAAGCAGUCACCGCUGCGAAUAGAGCUGCCACUGCUGCUAGAGUUGCUGCUAUCAAAGCAGUACAAAACCAAAUGAAUGGAAAUUUUUGUGACACUAGCUAACAAUUCAAACCUUUUUUUUUAUUACAAGAAGUAAUAGUUUGGUAAAUGUAAAUUUACUAUGGUUUUAGGCCACCCCGGCAAGCAAAUGCAGCCGGUGGUUGAGUGUAAUUUUGUUUUCAAAGUCUUUACUUAACCACAAUUGUAACUUGUAUAUAAUCAAUGUCCUUCACCAUAUGUAUAUCACUAAGAGAAUGAUGCUUUUUCCCU